CGAGAAGUAGAGCGUAGCCCUUGGAGAGGGGCGGAGGCGCAGAGGUGCACCACGUGGGGGUUCCGCCAGCGCGGAGUCGGUGUCGUUCAGCUUGGGUCUAGGUUGGAGCUGGAACCGUGGAGAUGCGGAAGGAAACCCCACCUCCGCUCGUGCCCCCGGCGGCCCGCGAGUGGAACCUGCCCCCCAAUGCUCCCGCCUGCAUGGAACGGCAGUUGGAGGCUGCACGGUACCGGUCUGAUGGUUCCCUUCUGCUCGGGGCCUCCAGUCUGAGUGGUCGCUGCUGGGCUGGCUCUUUGUGGUUUUUCAAGGAUCCGAGUGCGGCCCCCAACGAAGGCUUCUGCUCUGCGGGCGUCCAGACCGAGGCCGGAGUAGCAGACCUCACUUGGGUGGGGGACAAAGGUAUCCUAGUGGCCUCAGAUUCAGGUGCUGUUGAAUUGUGGGAGCUAGAUGAGAACGAGACACUUAUUGUCAGCAAGUUCUGCAAGUAUGAGCAUGAUGACAUUGUGUCUACUGUCACAGUCCUGAGCUCUGGUACACAAGCCGUCAGUGGUAGCAAAGACUUCUGCAUCAAAAUUUGGGACCUGGCUCAGCAGAUGUCACUGAAUUCAUACCGAGCUCAUGCAGGACCGGUCACAUGUGUUGCUGCCUCUCCCCACAAGGACUCUGUGUUUCUUUCAUGCAGUGAGGACAGUAGAAUUUUGCUUUGGGAUACCCGCUGCCCCAAGCCAGCAUCACAGAUAGGCUGUAAUGCCUCUGGAUACCUUCCUACCUCCCUGGCUUGGCAUCCUCAGCAGAGUGAAGUCUUUGUCUUUGGUGAUGAGAAUGGAUCCGUUUCCCUUGUGGACACCAAGAAUGCAAGCUGCCCCCUCAGCUCAGCUGUGCACUCCCAGUGCGCCACUAGACUGGCGUUCUCUCCACACAGUGUUCCCUUUCUGGCCUCUCUCAGUGAAGACUGCUCACUUGCUGUGCUGGAUUCAAGCCUUUCUGAGGUGUUUAGAAGUCGAGCCCACAGAGACUUCGUGAGAGAUGCUACGUGGUCUCCACUCAGCCCCUCCCUCCUUACCACAGUCGGCUGGGACCAUCAGGUCAUCCACCAUGUUGUGCCCAUAGAGCCUCUCCCAGCCCCCGGGCCUGAGAAUGUUGCGGAGUAGAAUGGAUUUCAGAAAACAAGCUACAAUCUACUUGCAACAAUCUACUUGCUUGCCCUUGCCUUCCAGUUGUGAGAGCACAGGAGCCUUGGAGAGCAAUGUUUACUCCCCAGUCCUGUGCAGUAAAAUAGGCAGAUUCUCAGCUUGAGGGAGGCUGCAGCCCGUGUGACUAGGAGGAAAACUCCUUUAUAAAUGGAUGUGUGUGCGAGCACACGUGCAUGAGUGUAUUGAGAGUUUGGGGUGGGGGAAAUUAUCCUUCAGCUUUCCCAAAGCAAUGCUCUUUAUUCCCCACAAAGUGACCAGAAGCUUUCAUGGUUCUCAAGUCCAAGAAUUGGGUAUAUUGUUUGGGUUAUGGAAUGUGGGUAUUCCUAGAUUUUCUGAUUCAGAGAUGGGGUAACUUAUUUUUAUAUACAUUUAAUAAUUCAUUAUUAAGGGAAAUACUUCCAUUCAUAGAUGUCCAGCCCAAUGUUCCUUGAGAAGUCACAGGAAAUACCACAAAUUUCUGUUAAAGUGAAUCAAAUUAAUUUUUCGGGUGAAUAAAUUUAGCUGUUGCAAUGUAGUUCUUGUUCACCCUUUGCCCUCCUUGUGCUGUAUGAGAGAUUUGAGUGUUUUCCUGUCCUAAAUUUCACAGAAAGUUUUAGGGAUGAUGAGCGCUUAAAGGUGUUUCAGUGAGUUCAGAACACUGACUCGGCUUGUUACAGAGAAGGCUUUGUCAUUUCUACUUAAAGAUUUCCUGAGGCCUGAUGACCUCUGGGCCUUCCUCUGGAGAUAAGAAGUCUAAAUGCUGUAUUUGUGGACUCCUAAGAUUUGAGAUCUAGUAUAGGGAAACUCAGAAAUACUGAAAGGUGAAAUAAAGACCUUCAUCAUUGUCCUUUUCCCUACCUAAGCUGUUAUUUUUUUACCUGCUUCACUUAGGUGAGUCACCAGAGUGUCAGUCUUAACUGCCCAGUGUCUGUUUUCCACCAUUCCCAAAGCAGCUAGUUAAAAAGAACUUAAACUUAUACUUGCUGUUGGUCUAGCCACUCCAUUUAGAGUGUUGAUAAAUACUGAUUAUAUUGGAACUUAGGAUUUGGUUAUAUACUAUUGUUAAGUUAAGGGCAAAGAAUCAGAUGGGUAGGUGGACUCACUGUAUGCUGCUCAGCUUGUGUUUGUGGUCAUCUAGGGAAGAAGAGCAGAUAGUACAUUUAUAUGGCCUGUUUCUUGGGCUUAAGACUGAUGGUGGUGGAUGGGACUUUAAAGAAAUAAGACUUAGGAGCUCGAGAGAUGGCUCAGAGGUUAAGAGCACUGGCUGCUCUUCCAGAGGUCCGAGUUCAAUUCCCAGCAACCACAUGGUGGGUCAGACAUCUAUAAUGAGAUCUGGUGCCCUCUUCUGGUGUGCAGGUACAACUGUAUACAUAAUCACUAAACCUUUUUAAAAAAAGAAAAUAAGAUUUUAAAAAUUACACCAAAGAAGAGAAACAAGUUUUUGAAGUACUGUUACUACUUGUCAUUGCUUAGAAAUGAAGAGUAGGGUGGACAAGAGCACGUGCUAAUGCUCCAGAGAGCCUACGUUUGAUUCCCAGGCUCACGACCACCUUAACUUCAGAUCAGGUGCCUCUGGCUUCCAGAGGCCCAUCACUCACAUGCACAUAAAAGUCUUUUAAAAAGUUUCCUUUCAGGCUUGUAUAAAUAAAAAGUAGCUCACAUUGAUUAAUACAUGUCACAGAUGUAUGAACUCAGUCAAAGCCACAAACAAUGACCAGCAUAAUUUUUGAGUGAUUGUGUAUUAUGAGUAAAGAAGAUAGUUCAAAAUAAAAGACCUGGAAAUAACCAGGACUAUGGCUGGAGUUGCAGCUGGUCAUUCAUUGUCUGAAGAAUUGUUCCAGUCCUGUAAGGCCCAGUGGCUGGGAACAAUGGGUGCAUUUUGCUUGUUGAAAAACAGUUUGAUUCAGGUUAGUGUUACUGUUCAAAUGUCUCAACACAAGUGACUGCUUUUCCUCAGCCACUGCUAAACUGACCCACAGUGAUCUGAGACAACUUGGGAGUGGUGAGUUCUUGGGAUGUGAAACACUGAAGGUCUGUAUAGUCCUGGGUGACAUCAGACAUUUAGGUAUCUCACUGUAGAACAGAUGGUCCCUGGUGCUUUAGUAAAGAGCCAUGUGAACAUUUCUUGUGGCUCACUGUCACAGCUUCAAAAAUGCCCAAAGUCAGGGGCAGAAGAUUGUUUAGUGGGUAAAAGUGCCAUCAAAUCUGACGGCCUGAUUCAAUCUCUGCUACCCACAUGGUGAAAGGACUGUACUACUCAGCAAGUUGUCCUCUGCCCACCUAUAUGCACAUAAAGAAUGUACCCAAAACUCAAACUGCUUUGGGCUUCUAUAUCUUUAGCUUAUAAGGAAGGGCAGGAUAUUGGGGAAGAGGCCUGUGUCCUAAAACUCAUCAGCUUCAGAGGACAUCAUGACAUGGCUGUUUCUAGACAGGAGAGUAAAGAUACUGGUUUUUAAAAGGUACUAGAUUUGGACAGAAUGAAUGAUGUCCUGUAUUUGUGUUGCCUUAGCUUUGAGUUCACCAAAUAAAUGUGAAUAGAAAAAGACAGUA
Arvicola amphibius (Eurasian water vole) is the source of this 3722-nucleotide messenger RNA. RefSeq names its product WD repeat domain 77 (gene Wdr77). The record is from RefSeq and is a predicted model, not a curated record. Gene Ontology annotation, cellular component: methylosome. Gene Ontology annotation, molecular function: protein binding. Gene Ontology annotation, biological process: oocyte axis specification. NCBI's taxonomy places the organism in Eukaryota, Metazoa, Chordata, Mammalia, Rodentia, Cricetidae. The coding region runs from base 123 to 1151 and encodes 342 amino acids. The transcript is spliced from 10 exons.